AUGGCCGAUUUUAGUCAUUACGGAUAUCUCGCUGAGGAAUGGACAUCUUAUGUCCGCCAGCAUGCACCCCUACCUCUGCCACGGUAUGAUUCACCUGAAAUAAUGGCCGCGUCACGACGGAUUACCAACGCUGCACGUUUAAAUGCCUCACGCAGCAUGAUGGAAGAAAGGUCAACAGAGAAUAUUCAGACCCAAACAGUAGCCACCCCAACGAACGACUUCCAAGAGAUCAGCGCUCGUAUAUAUCGUCCCAGAGAAUCGCACCCUUCUUCUAAGGCAGUGCUUGUCUAUUUUCACGGUGGCGGAUUUCUUACCGGCACUCUUGGUUCAGAGGAUUCAACUUGUUUCCAGCUAGCCCAAGCCUGUGGUAUAGUCGUUGUUAGUGUGAACUACCGCCAUACACCGGAAUGGACUUGCCCAGUACCAUUUCAAGAUGUGUGGGAUGCGCGGAAUUGGAUCUUGCAGAACCAGGGUCAACAUCUGUUGCCCUCUAAGAUAGACCUCUAUGUUGGUGGAAUUAGUAGCGGUGCCUGUCUUGCUGCUAGCGUUGUGAUAAGGGAACGGUUGGAGUCAAACUCCACCAUCAGAGGGCAAUUUCUUUGGUGCCCAUGGCUUUGUGUACCACAAAGCUUCCCGCUCGAGAAGUUCUCCACCCCUGACUGCGCGUCCCCGAUUCAGUGCGCGGGAGCCGAUCUAUUGCCAUCUAGCCUAGUUAUGGACUUUGCGACAUUACUACGGCCAUCACCGGCGGAUGGUCAAAGCUCUGUCGUCAAUCCCCUGUUAGCCAAUAAUGAUCUUUUGGAGGGUAUGCCUCCCGCUCAUAUUAUGGUGUGCGGCUUUGACCCUGUGCAUGAUCAUGGUCUUCUUUGUCACCAAAAAUUACUGAACUCAAGAAUUACCGUGAGACUCAAUGUCUUUGCAGGCUACCCCCGCUCAUUCAGAAGGAUCCCUUCUCUCAAAGCGAGUGAUAAAUGGGACGAAGAUAUGAUAUGUGGGGUCUUGUGGGCUCUGGCCCUUAAUGCAUAG
This is a messenger RNA of Penicillium subrubescens, 1026 nucleotides long. RefSeq lists its product as uncharacterized. The record is from RefSeq and is a predicted model, not a curated record. Lineage: Eukaryota; Fungi; Ascomycota; Eurotiomycetes; Eurotiales; Aspergillaceae. Bases 1 to 1026 code for a protein of 341 amino acids. The transcript has 3 exons. Gene Ontology annotation, molecular function: hydrolase activity.